Messenger RNA from Larimichthys crocea (large yellow croaker), 1550 nucleotides. RefSeq names its product transmembrane protein 19 (gene tmem19). NCBI's taxonomy places the organism in Eukaryota, Metazoa, Chordata, Actinopteri, Sciaenidae. Gene Ontology annotation, cellular component: membrane. Bases 279 to 1286 code for a protein of 335 amino acids. The transcript is spliced from 7 exons. The record is from RefSeq and is a predicted model, not a curated record.
AUAAAUAUAGUGCAUGUAUAAAUAUGCUGCAGGAUGUAUACAGAUGAAUAUACUAACAGGAUCAAACCUCAUCAAACCGUCUUCCUUCAGCUCAGUGUCGCUCUGCGUGUGUUCGUCCUCUGGCGGUCCACGCCUCCCUGCAAGCGUCCCGCCUCCGUCCUUUGCUUCAUCGUAGCUUCGCCGACCACAUCCAUCCACAAACACACACACACACUCUCUGACACACACACACAUACACUGUGAUCUCCUCUGCUCUGCAGCUCGCUCCGUCUGUCGCGAUGGACUCUGAGAACGACGUCCUGAUGAAAGAGAGCAUCAAGAUGAUGACCGACAUGAUCGUCCUAUGCGUCACGCUGGCGCUGUCCCUCUUCUUCUGGGUCGUGUCGUUGACCAUCAGCACGUAUUACGGCACGCUGCAGCCUGUGUCUCCAUGGCGAUGGCUGUUCUCCAUCCUGGUCCCCCUCGUGGUGACGGUGAGAGCGCUGAAGAGACGGAGUCUGGACCGGACAGGAGCUCUGGGAGCUCUCCUGGUCGGCUUCGUGUUGACGAUGGCUAACUACAGCUUCUUCUCGUCCCUGCUCGCCUUCUUCAUCACCUCGUCGAGGCUGACGCGUUGGGGCGGAGAGCAGAAGAAGAAAAUAGAUCCCGAGUACAAAGAAGGCGGUCAGAGGAACUGGAUCCAGGUCUUCUGUAACGGAGGAGUUCCCACGGAGCUCGCUCUGCUUUACAUGAUCGAGGUGGGUCCGGGUGAGAUCCCUGUCGACUUCAGUAAACAGUACUCCGCCUCGUGGAUGUGCCUCUCUCUUCUGGGUGCGCUCGCUUGCAGCACCGGGGACACCUGGUCGUCCGAGGUGGGGCCAGUCCUCAGCCAAUCACAGCCGAGGCUCAUCACCACCUGGAAGGAAGUCCCAGCAGGAACAAACGGAGGAGUCACUCCCGUCGGGUUGGUCGCCAGCUUCCUGGGCGGACUUGCGGUGGGCGUGGCUUACUUCCUAACGCAGCUCCUGUUGGUCAGCGACCUGCACCUGGCCGACCCGCAGUGGCCCAUCAUGGUGUACGCCGGCGUGGCCGGCCUGCUCGGCUCCAUGCUUGACUCUUUCAUCGGUGCUCACAUGCAGUACUCAGGCUUCGACUCGAGCGUUGGGAAGGUGGUGAGCUACGAGUCUGCGACCACGACGCGGAUCUGUGGGAAACCGAUCUUAGACAACAACGCCGUCAACCUGUUCUCCUCCGUCCUCAUCGCGCUCAUCCUGCCCGGGCUGGCGUGGGGGAUGUGGCCUCGAUAGACGAGGACAGAUCUCUAAGACAUUUGUUGGUGUGAUCACACAGACACUGUGUAUUAUGGGUCUCUGAUCAUGACACACAGUGUUUAAACUACAUGAUGAGCACGCAUUUAUCUGGCAGAACAACAGAACUUCACAUCUACUCGACUAACUUCAUCUUUCUUUAUGAUGAUGUCCAACUCCUUCGUUUGUUUGUCCUGAUGUAUCGAGCGCAGAUUUCUGCCCGUCUCUGAUAUUUGAAUAAAUCCUGUCAAAGUUUAAACUUCA